GUUGUUGAAUAGUAUUGUAUUGACUUGGGGUCAACUCUUAUAAUGGAUCUUUAGCAGAGUUCUAACUCAACACGAAACAAAAACAUCAGUUGGACGAACAGAGAUUCCAGGAGGAGACUUAUGGCUGAGACACUUUUGUCGUUUGGAGUUGAGAAGCUUUGGGACCUCCUUGUCCGAGAAUCUCAGAGAUUUCAAGGAGUUGAAGAGCAGUUUAAUGAAUUAAAAAGUGAUCUGAACAUGUUAAGGUGCUUUUUGGAGGAUGCAGAUGCCAAAAAACAUACAAGUGCAAUGGUCAGAAACAUUGUUAUAGAAAUCAAAGAAAUUGUUUAUGACGCAGAAGAUAUAAUCGAGACAUUUCUUCUGAAGGAAGAUCUCGGUAAAAGAAGUGGCAUCAAGAACAGUGUGAGAAAUUUUUCUAAACGCAUGGGACUUUCUUUCGAUAUUAAAGCCAUAAGUAAGAGGAUUUCUAAGGUGAUCCGUGAUAUGCAUAGUCUUGGGAUACAACAGGUCAUUGUCAACGACAGGUAUAUCGAGUCUUUACAAGAGCGAGAAAGGGAAAUGCGACAAACAUUUCCUAACAUAAAUGAAAGCUUUCUUGUGGGGGUGGAGGAAAACGUUAAGAAAUUGGUCAGUCAUUUGGUGGAGGAUGAAAGCAGUCAAGUGGUCUCUAUAACCGGGAUGGGCGGGAUUGGUAAAACCACCCUCGCAAGACAAAUUUUUAAUCAUGCGACAAUAAAGAGUCAUUUUGUAGGACUCGCGUGGGUAUGUGUUUCACAACAGUUUAUAAGGAAGCAUGUGUGGCAGAUGAUCUUACGGAAACUAAGGCCAGAAUACAAAGUGUUAAAGAUGCCAGAAGAAGAACUUCAAGAAAAACUCUUUCAAGUGUUGGAAACACAAAACGCUUUGAUUGUCCUUGAUGAUAUCUGGAAGGAAGAAGACUGGGACAGAAUAAAACCAAUGUUUCCGCGAGAAAAAGGUUGGAAGGUACUACUUACUUCUCGUAAUGAGGGUGUCGCAUUCCGAGCAGAUCCAAACUGUUACACCUUUAAACCAGAUUUCUUAACUCUCAAAGAGAGUUGGACAAUUUUUCAAAGGAUAGCAUUUUCUAGAGAAAACAAUACUGAAUAUAGAGUUGAUGAUGUAAAAAUGGAAGAGGUAGGUAAGGAGAUGAUCAAACAUUGUGGAGGUUUACCAUUAGCUGUUAAGGUGUUAGGCGGGUUGUUAGCUGCGCAAUACACAUUGCAUGAGUGGAAACGGAUUUAUGAGAACAUUAGAUCUCACAUUGUUGGUGGGACUACGUUCAGUGACAUAAAUAAUAGUUCUGUUUAUAAUGUUCUAUAUAUGAGUUUCGAGGAGCUGCCUGUAUAUUUGAAGCAUUGCUUCCUCUACCUUGCCCAUUUUCCAGAAGAUCAUAUGAUAGAUGUGGGGAAUUUGUCCUACUAUUGGGCUGCAGAAGGAAUUUCAAGACCAAGGUAUUAUGAUAGAGCGACCAUUCGAGAGGUCGGAGAUGAAUACGUAAAAGAAUUGGUGAAGAGAAACAUGGUUAUUUCCGAAAGAGAUGUUGGUACUUCAAGUUUUGAAACGUGUCACUUACAUGACAUGAUGAGAGAAGUUUGUCUUCUUAAAGCUGAAGAAGAGAAUUUCCUACAAACUGUUCUCGACACGUCAACUACAAAUACUAAAUCUCCUUGUAAAUCCCGCAGACUCGCCAUAGGUUUGUCUCGUGGAACAUAUCGCCCGGUGGGGGAGAUGAAGAAUCCAAAACUUAGAUCUCUCUUGUUUAUGAAGAAGCUCAACUGGACGGAUACAAGAUUGUGCUUUACAAGGCUACAAUUGAUGAGGGUUUUAGAUCUCUCUAGAGCCCAUUUUGAAGGAGGGAAGUUACCCUCUAGCAUCGGAAAGCUCAUUCACUUGAAAUACUUGAGUUUAUAUCAGGCACAAGUAUCUCAGCUACCUUCUUCUAUGCAGAAUCUGAAGUUGCUGCUCUAUUUAAACAUAUGUGCACAAGAGAGAUGUUCACUUUACAUGCCAAAUUUCUUGAAAGAACUGCGAGAAUUGAGUUACCUCUCUCUUCCGUGGAGAAUAGAUGAUGACGUAAAGAUUGAUUUGGGUAAUCUAGAAAACCUGGAGACAUUGAUGAACUUCUCAACAAAGCAUGGGAGAGUAAGGGAUCUACAUGAUAUGACACGGCUCAGAGACCUCUCUAUCUUUAUCAAAGGUGGGUGUACUGUGGAAACAUUAUCUUCUUCUCUAAGUGAAUUGAGACACUUGGAAAAUGUUGCUAUAUAUUAUUACAAGAUGUAUGCUCAUACAAAUGACGAAGAAGGCUUAGUUUUGGAUUGUGUUCAGCUUAAACAACUGAAGUUGAGAAUAUAUAUGCCAAGGUUACCUGAUGAACAACACUUUCCCUCUCAUCUUAGAAACAUAUCUCUAACUGAGUGUUGUCUAGAGGAGGAUCCGAUGCCAAUUCUAGGGAAGCUGCUUCACUUAAAUGAGGCCAGUUUAUUGAAUAAAUCUUUCUGUGGGAGGAGAAUUGUUUGCUCGGGCAGUGGGUUUCCUCAGUUGCAAAAGCUAUACUUAUUUGGACUAGAGGAAUGGGAAGAGUGGAUAAUAGAAGAAGGCUCCAUGCCCUUUCUUCAUACUCUGACUAUUCGUAACUGUCAAAAGUUGAAGGAGCUUCCUGAUGGGCUGAGAUUUAUCAUUUCCAUGAAGAAACUAAAUAUCACCUUAGGUAACUGGGAUUUCAAGAGGAAAUUAUCUAAGGGAGGAGAGGAUUACAACAAAAUCCAACACAUUCCUCUUGUUGGAAUUGUAUAGACUCUCCAAUUAUGGACGAAUAAAACAGGUAAUAGUUCUUUACCGAGUUGGCGAGUUCUAUAAUCUGAGAAACAAUUUCAUAAAAGGAAACAAAUGAGUCAUUCACUUGGAUCUCAUGUAGUUUGGAUUUAAGAGAUAUAACAUUUUCUUUUUUGGUAGUAUUUUACACACAAAAUAAAAUUAAUGUUUCCACAA
Camelina sativa (false flax) is the source of this 3012-nucleotide messenger RNA. Its product is annotated as putative disease resistance protein At1g59620. Gene Ontology annotation, molecular function: ADP binding. NCBI's taxonomy places the organism in Eukaryota, Viridiplantae, Streptophyta, Magnoliopsida, Brassicales, Brassicaceae. Gene Ontology annotation, biological process: defense response to other organism. The record is from RefSeq and is a predicted model, not a curated record.